Molecule: messenger RNA, 2351 nt
Organism: Linum tenue
Lineage: Eukaryota; Viridiplantae; Streptophyta; Magnoliopsida; Malpighiales; Linaceae
Source: the annotation of a GenBank genome assembly
AGACUUGACGGCAGAACAGAACAGAACAGAACAGAACAGAGCUUAAAACCGCCGCGCGCGCCAUCUCUGCAACGGUGAAAGCUCAUCAGCCGGCGGCCGGCGCACAUAGAAAGAGUUAGAGAAGAAGCUACGGACAGAAUGAAGAUAGAAGAGGUACAGAGCACCGCGAAGAAGCAGAGAAUCGCCACCCACACUCAUAUAAAAGGCCUCGGCCUUGAGCCAAGUGGAAAGGCAAUCCCUUUGGCGUCUGGCUUUGUGGGUCAGACAGACGCCAGAGAAGCAUCUGGUCUUGUUGUUGAUAUGAUUAGACAGAAGAAGAUGGCCGGAAAGGCUCUUCUAAUGGCCGGGCCUCCUGGUACCGGGAAGACAGCUUUGGCCCUUGGCAUUUCUCAGGAACUUGGCAGCAAGGUUCCAUUCUGUCCAAUGGUUGGAUCAGAAGUUUAUUCAUCAGAAGUGAAGAAAACGGAAGUUCUGAUGGAAAAUUUCCGUAGGGCAAUUGGCUUGCGUAUCAAGGAAAAUAAAGAGGUCACUGAACUAUCCCCGGAAGAAACUGAAAGUGUGACUGGUGGAUAUGGUAAAAGUAUUAGCCAUGUCAUAAUUGGUCUAAAGACUGUUAAAGGGACUAAGCAACUGAAGUUGGAUCCCACCAUCUAUGAUGCCUUGAUAAAGGAAAAGGUGGCUGUGGGGGAUGUUAUAUACAUUGAAGCAAAUAGCGGAGCAGUUAAAAGAGUGGGGAGAAGUGAUGCUUUUGCUACAGAGUUUGAUCUUGAAGCGGAAGAGUAUGUCCCACUUCCCAAAGGUGAAGUGCACAAAAAGAAGGAGAUAGUUCAGGAUGUUACACUGCAUGAUCUAGAUGCUGCUAAUGCAAGGCCUCAAGGUGGGCAAGACAUAUUGUCUUUAAUGGGGCAAAUGAUGAAACCAAGAAAGACCGAAAUAACAGACAAGCUACGCCAGGAAAUAAAUAAGGUUGUUAAUCGGUACAUUGAUGAAGGUGUGGCAGAACUUGUUCCUGGAGUUCUGUUCAUUGAUGAGGUGCACAUGCUGGAUAUGGAGUGCUUCUCGUACCUGAAUCGGGCUUUAGAGAGCUCAUUGUCUCCUAUAGUAAUCUUUGCAACUAAUAGAGGAAUAUGUAAUGUAAGAGGGACCGAUAUGAAUAGCCUGCAUGGGAUACCUGUUGACUUGCUGGACCGCUUGGUGAUUAUACGGACACAAAUUUAUGGCCCUGCAGAAAUGAUUCAGAUAUUGGCAAUUCGUGCACAGGUCGAGGAAUUGGUAGUUGACGAAGAAAGUCUAGCAUUCCUUGGAGAGAUUGGUCAGCAGACAUCCUUAAGGCAUUCUGUUCAGCUCUUAUCUCCCGCCAGUAUUGUAGCAAAGAUGAAUGGUAGAGAUAACAUUUGCAAGGCCGAUCUCGAUGAAGUAUGCAGCUUAUAUCUGGACGCCAAGUCCUCAGCAAAGCUACUUCAAGAACAGCAGGAGAAGUAUAUUUCUUGACAAUACAAGAGACGAUCUUUUUCUUCUCCCCCAGUUCAUUGAUGUUGCUUGCUGGAAGUGUGGUAAACAUCAAAACUCAAACGCUAGGUUAUAUUUCCAGACUUGUGCCAUAUUAUUCUCACAAAAGCUCUAUGUUGCAAUGAGGUGCACACAACAUGCCAUAAUAUUUCUAGCUCAUUCCUAAUACCUAUCUAAAAAUUUAUUUCAUUCAUAACAUUAACACCCCCAAAAAACCCAGCUCUCUGAGCUCUUAUUUAUGCCAACUGUAACAUCUUUGAGAACCCUUAUUAUCAGUCGCCAAACACGGCCCAUUUCUCUUGAUGCUCCAUCGGCAUAUCACGCACCCUCCGAAUACGACAUGAUUAGUACAGAUUGGGCAUUCGGAUCUGUAGUCAUUGACAUCAAGCCAAUGAGCAUCUCCUCCCCAAUCCAAACGACAGUAGUACAAAUUGGGUAUGAACAACAACGAAUUUGGUAACUCCCUAUGGAAACUUUGGUGCGGCUCCAGCACAUGCACACCAAGAUCGUCCUCCUUUGACCGGCAAUGAAUCGUUAUGUUUCGUGCUCCCUCGACGUCGUUCUCCAACACCAGCACCUUUUUCGCCUCCAUGGACGCGGCUAGUAGUAGCGUCGACAAGAGGAGGAGCGGGACUAAAACGGCGUGGCGUUGCCUGAUCAUCGCGCGUUCUUGUUCCUGUAUUCAGUUGUGUUUGAGAUAUGUGCUAAAAAUCUUCUCGUACUGGAUGAGGCGUGUCGGGUUCUGGAUUGCUUUAUUUAUAUGUUGAGGUAGACUUUGGAAUAAUAUCAAUCUUUGUCGAUUGAAUUUUUUUACUGAUGAGUGAUGUUCGCAAAGAAUUUUG